Molecule: messenger RNA, 331 nt
Organism: Meloidogyne enterolobii
Lineage: Eukaryota; Metazoa; Nematoda; Chromadorea; Rhabditida; Meloidogynidae
Source: the annotation of a GenBank genome assembly
AUGAAUCUUACUUGUGAGCUUGGCAAGUCUAGAAAGAUGAUGCGCUGGGGUCACUAUGGAUACUAUAUUACACGCAAAGAGUCGCAAGAAUUUGAACCGCGUUUGUCUUACAAAUGUAUCAAAAAGGUAUUUGAUGAGAUGUGGCAGUCCUACAACUUGAUUAAUGGUAAUUGUGCAAUUUGGGCAAGCGAUUUCUAUGGAAGAAUUUGUUGUGAUGAAUCUGAUGAUGAGUGGAAAGCUACUAGAUAUUGUGUAAGAAAACUUAACCCUUUUUCCUUGUAUAUUCCAACAGUACAGUACUAAUUUAGAAAAUUUCAGACGAUAAGGUAGC